Canariomyces notabilis is the source of this 4055-nucleotide messenger RNA. RefSeq lists its product as uncharacterized. The transcript has 2 exons. Bases 234 to 3797 code for a protein of 1187 amino acids. The record is from RefSeq and is a predicted model, not a curated record. NCBI's taxonomy places the organism in Eukaryota, Fungi, Ascomycota, Sordariomycetes, Sordariales, Chaetomiaceae. Gene Ontology annotation, molecular function: mRNA binding; protein binding.
CGUUUUGCGGCCACAGAUCCUCACGCACCCCUGCAACCCAUCGAUAUUUGAAAAACGACAAUCACCGCCCCUUGCUUCCUCUCCCCUCUGAUGCUGUUCAACUCCUAAACAUCAAUUAAUCCAAUUCAAUCCGGAUCGCGCGUUUAUUUGACGGCUUCACUGUCCGUCAAAUGAACCUGCAAAUACGCAUCCUUCAAUUCUUCCCUACUCCCUCCACUCUAGGUGUCUCCUAAAUGCCCUCCGUUUACUCGUCGGUCUUCCAGAACUUUAUCCGACAAGGAUUUUCAAAGUCUUUCACCCACGGCUACGCCCAGUCGGUCGUAGCUGCCACCCAUCCUCAUGUUCUAAACGCGCAGAACCGCCCGUCGUUUGCGCGGCGAAACACCGCAAGGGUUGGCCGGAUCUCAGCCCUAGGGCUACAGACCGCCUUCCAUACCGUCAGCUCGUACGCAGCAGCUGGUCCGUUAGAUCACCGCCAUGACAAGGUAAUCAGCCAUGGCGGCUUAGACGCCUAUUUCGAGCACCUCCAAAAGGCCCAGGCUACCCACUCCGAGGGCGCCGAUCAUGAGUGGGUUCAGUUCCAGUUCCCCAAGCGCAUCGAAUGGAAGCCCACAGCCGCCUCGGUCCUCGGCUCCGACCCCAAGACUCUCGCCCUAGGCAGCGAGGAAGCAACCUCCAGCGAUGACGUCCCGAGGGUGCCGCCAGAGGCCGAGGCGGCCCUGGCUCAUAUCGAUGCAGCCAUAAACAAGGAGAUCGAGGUCCGCAAGCAGCUGGAGGCCCUGGAAGAGGAGGUGGAAUCCCUCCGAGCAGUGUCUCCAGCCUUGGCCGAGCAGCUUGAAGAGGAAAUCCGCUCGCGGACUAUCACGCCUCUGUCGCGCACUCGGACGCCGGCCAGCAUCGCCCGCUCCGUCACGCCACCAGUCGACCCGCAGUCCCAGACCUAUGCCGACCAUCUUACCAAGCUCUCCGAGGCCGGUCGCUAUGCCGAGAUUCCGGCCGUCUUCGAGGCCAUGUUGGUUGCCAAUGUCAGGCCGAUCGCGACUGCAUACAAUGCCCUUCUCAUGGCGGCGAUCCAUCUGCCGUCCGAGAAGUGGGAGGUCGUUUCCAAGGCCCUGGAUGUCUACGCUGACAUGCUGCGGCGGAAGAUCCACCCGGACAGCGACACGUACAACAUCCUAGUCGGACUGCUCGCCUCACGCUCGCUGGAGGUUACAUCGCUCAAGCAGAUUCUCGAAGACAAGCGUGUCCGUUUCGGGGGUAUGGACGAGCCUGGCAAGUUCAUGCUGGCGUCCCACGAGCUUGAGCAUGCCAUUCUGUGCGAAGAUGAUCGCUUGGACCUUGCGGUCAAGCUGUUUGAGUCGUCCGUAUCAUCAAACAAGGCGCUGUACUCGUCCGAGACGUAUCAUCAACUCAUUUCGGCUUGUGCCCAGGCUGGUCGCGUCUCUGACAUGCUCCGGCUGUUUGAGCAUAUGGAAUCUACCCGGACCACGCCAUUCGCCGCCACGUUUCCGGCCAUGAUUACGGCGUUUGCCAACUCCGGGGAUCUUAUCAGCGCCGUUGAGUGCUACAACGAGUACCGCAACCUGGCCAUCGCGAACGACAAGGGUGAGUCUACGCUGCAGGAUCGGCUAGACGCCCAAGUCUAUGCUGCCGUGGUAAACGCCUAUGUAAUCUCCGACAAGCUCGAAGGUGCCAUGAAGUUCUACAUGAAGAUCGUGCAGGAGUACGGUGUUCGCGCUUCUGACAUCAAGGAUGCCAUCAUUGCCAGCGGUUUCGUCAAGGGUUUCAUCGACCGCGGAAUCUACCGGGAAGCACUCCAGUGGGCUGAGAGAAUUGAGAACGAAAUCAGAAGCUCGACGAUGGGGCAGGUGGCUGUCGCCGCUGCCGACCACGGGGACAAGCAGAUUGCUGCCGCCGCACUGGCCAGCGUUUCUACCACCGAUGGCAUCGCCGCUCCGGCAAUUGCUCUGCUCGCAAUGAGCGUCCGCGAUGGCGACGUAGCAGCCGCUACCCGCUACUGGGACAUGUUGCGCAGCCCCGAGGUCGUCCCAACGGCGUCCUUCAUUGAGCCUACGGCCAUGUACGCAGUCGCCAUGAUUGGCUCCGGCCAGAUUCUCGAAGGCCUGACGGAAGCGGAGUGGAUGUUUCAGCGGAUCCGCGACAGCGCCGUUGACCAGAAGUCGCAGCUGACUGACGAGAUUGAAGAAGGCGCCGAGUUUAUAUCGCGGUUCAUGUCUACCCGGGGCAUCGUUGAUCCUCGCCUAGCCCCGCCGGUUUUGCCUUCUCCGCCGGCCCUUGCCCCGACACCAUACCCGACGACCCCGACCGUCUCGAGCCAAGAGGACUCGUUCGACCCAUAUGCUGCCACUACUGACUUCAAGGGAUCCUUCUUAAUUGCUGAUGAGCUAGAAGGCGCCGCCGGCCGCAAGUGGAAGUUCCAUCAAGCGCUUGAUCGCUUCAAGAACAUGCGCCGCGCCGGCCGUCAUCCCCGCUAUGUCACGUACGCCAAGCUCAUCUCGGCCGCUGCUCGGCACGGAAGGGCAGACAUUUGCCGUGAAAUCCUUGCCACGGCACGUACCGACGUCCCCUUGCUCCCUGAGUACGCUGUGGUUCGAUACGGCUGGACAUCGAUACUCGAUGCUAUGGUAGGCGCUUGCCUUACUCUCGGUGACAGGACUCAGGCCGAGCAGUACCACCAGGAACUGCUUGCCAUGGGUGCUGCCCCGUCCGCCAACACGUUCGGUCUCUACAUCACCACGCUGAAGGAGUCGGUCAAGACCUUUGACGAGGCGACGGAGGCGGUCAAGAUUUUCCAGCGCGCAAAGGCCGAAGGCGUUCAACCGAGUUCGUUCCUGUACAAUGCCAUGAUCGGAAAACUUGGCAAGGCCCGUCGCAUCGACGACUGUCUUUUCUACUUUGCCGAGAUGCGAUCAUUAGGCAUCAAACCUACCUCGGUCACCUAUGGCUCCAUUAUCAACGCGCUAUGCCGCGUCAGCGACGAGAAGUUUGCCGAGGAGCUCUUUGACGAGAUGGAGGCCAUGCCGAACUACAAGGCCCGGCCGGCGCCGUACAACACCAUGAUGCAAUUCUUCUUGACCACAAAGCGCGACAAGACAAAGGUCCUGGAGUACUUUGACCGCAUGAAGACAAAGGGCAUCGCCCCAACAGCGCACACCUUCAAGCUCCUCAUCGACGCCCACGCCAGCCUCGAGCCCAUCGACAUGGACGCCGCCUCGGACGUGAUCGGCAUGAUCCGCGCCGCCGACCAGCAGCCCGAGCCCGUCCACUACGCCUCGCUGAUCCACGCGCGGGGGUGUGUCCUGCACGACAUGGAGGGCGCCCGCCGCGCGUUUGACAGUGUCAUGAAGGACCCGACCGUCCCGCCGCACCCGUCUCUGUUCCAGGCGCUCUUCGAGGCCAUGGUCGCCAACCACCGCGUCGCGGAUACCGAAGCGGUGAUGGAGAUCAUGCGCGCCAGGGGCGUGGAGCUGACGCCGUACAUUGCCAACACGCUCAUCCACGGCUGGGCCGCCGAAAAGAAGAUUGCAAAGGCCAGGGAGAUGUACGACGCCCUUGGCCCGGACCGCCGCGAGCCCAGCACGUACGAGGCCAUGACGCGCGCGUAUCUUGCUGUGGCUGACCGCAGGGCUGCUGAGGAGGUGGCUGGUGAGAUGCUUGGCAGGGGGUAUCCCAAUGCGGUCGUCAACAAGGUCCUUGAGCUCCUCGGUGGUGGUGGCGGUGCUGGUGCUGGUGUGGUGCAUGAGAUGGCACCCGCUGCUACUGCUGUGGCUGCUUAGCUUGGUGGUGGCUUCAAUCUGUGGUGAUUGUAUGCAUGCAUGAUUCCCGUUUGUCAUGUCCGGAUCCUCUUUCCUUGCGCGCUCUGCUUUUUCUUUGUUUAAGUAGGGAAAUGAUACCCCCUGGUGUGUGUGUGACUUGGCGGAGUGGGAGUGGCGGGUUGUGUCCUUGGUACUGGGCCAGGGGGGGUUGGCUGUCUUGCGAGCGGGGGAGAGCUGAAGGUUGAGAUGUUUUCUUAUGUCUUUGUCUCCUUUGUCUAU